AUAUAUUCCCAUUUAAUAUUGUUCAAGCCCCAUCAUCAUUAAUUUCAGUUACGUUGUUUUAAUUAAGUUAAUUACAAAUUACAGAGGUGUAAUUCUACUUCCACUCUCCACAGUCUAGGCCCCAUUUCGUCAAAACCCAGCUCAGGUUUACAGAUAUUAUGAAAAAAUAUGGAUAAUUGGAAUAAACCCUAAACACAGUUAAUUGAUAGAAAGCCUAAUAUUAAUUGCUGUAACUUUAGACUGCUUGAAUGAAUGAUGACUUCCCAAUAAAAAUAAUCUAAUUAGCAUUUUCUGAUUUUUUUUCCAGCAGCGAGGUAACAAAUGGACCUGUUGAUAUUUUGAUAGAUUUUUUCUUUGUAAUAUCAUUUUUUAAUAUAUAGUUCUUAGUUUUGUUGAUCAGUAUCCAACAUAUAUCAUAAAAUAGGGGCACUUCUAUUUCCACCUACCGCCCAUGUUCACUGACACACUGAGUGGUGUUGGACGAAUCGGACUCAUGGAUAUUUAAUGUUGGGUAUAAUUGGUUAUCCUACAACAUUCAUACUGACAGCUGUCCGUGUAUGCCGUGCUGUUCCUGUGGAUAUUAUGGGGUCGCUCUGACCACGGUCUCGACUGCGGAGUCCACUUCGCAUUUUGAGCGACGCCCCCAAAUUCCGUGCAGAGUGUUUGCAGACCCUCCGGGACGGAGAGGUGGAGGAGGAAUCGGCAGCUCCGCCGUCCAUAUACACUACAAUCACCACGCCAUUAGUUCAUGACUUCAUCAUAUCUUUGACAGGAGAGUUUGGAUCGUAUUUAAAAGCUCUCCAGGACUCUGAGGCUGCUGCAGAGAAUGGGAAUAGGGACACAGGCCAAGGCUUGCCAUUUUGGCUGAAGUAACAGCAGGACGGUUGUCAACCCCGCAUCGGCGUCAAUCCCCUUCUCCCUCACCUCUCCUCCCACACACACACACACACACAAGGACAGACACCCCCACACACAGCCUCUGCUAUGUCCACCGCCGUAGACAUCGCUGGCCCUUCCUCCUCAGAUCAGGCCCACAGCAGCGCUAAAAUCCCCAAUGAGCCACUGAGACCAAGCCUUAAGCGCUCCAACCACCCCUACAGCCUCUCCCAUUACAUCUCCACCCCUUCCCCGGCCGUGGACGUCAAAGGCCUGAUCCAGCCCUCCCAGGCCCAGCAGCGGGCCGCCCAGCCUGCACACACUAAACCUCGCCGGGCCCCCUCCUGGCCUGACAUGUGGGAGUCGCCCAGUGGGCUCCACCUGGCCCAUGCCGCAGAGCUGCUGAUGCGCGCUGGGCUUCUGGCUCUGACACCCGCCACCACAGAGCAGGCCAGCCUGGGUGCACAGAGCAGUCAGCCAGCUAAAAGAGAGGCUGCAGAGGCAAAGGGGGGGAAGGGGGACGGGGAAGGAAGUGGAUCCGGGCCUGAGGAGGAGGAAGAGGACUCCUCUGGAUGUGGCACUGACUUCCAACCCUUCCUGGGUGCCUGGUUCCCCUUCAGCCCCGCUCUGUUCCCCCUGGCGGGUUUCCAGAUGGGGGGGGGGCACUGGAGAAGCGCAGCCAUGGGAGCUGAGGGCAUCGAGGGGCUGGUGGCCGAGGGCUACUCCCCUGGCUCUCUGGGCGCCAGCAGCGGAGGCAGGAGGAAGAGGAAGAGGUGCGGGGAGUGUGUACCUUGUCGGCGUCAGACGAACUGCGAACAGUGCAGCAGCUGCCGUAACCGCAAGAGGGGACACCAGAUCUGUAAAUACAGGAAGUGUGAGGAGCUGAAGAGGAAGCCAGGAGGCCCUGGGUUUGAGAGCAGAGUGUCUGGGUUUGAUCUAAGGGGAUCCGACUUUACUUUGGGUCUGGCACAGGAGAGAAGCAACGGAGCCUUGGAUGGAUAGUAAUGCUUGUGGUGGCAGCAUUUGUCAGAGGAUCCUGGUUGGAUGAUUGUUGAGGAGCUGCAGUUCAAUUAAAACACACGGGACACAAUGUUACCAUGCUCAGACUGUGGUUCAAAGAUUUUCAGAUCUUGUGUUUAGCGAGGAGCUGCAGCUCCGUCUAAGAAUGUCCACACUCGUUCCCAUCCUUUCUUUUGACAAUCAGUGAAAUGGAGAGGAGAGAAAGAAGGAUACCAAUGUGUGUCAAUAUUUAGAUGAUGACAAAAAUGCUGUAAAUAGCCUGUAAAUAUCUGGAAAACAUUAUGUCUUUUUUACAUCCCUUUCCAGUUUGGGUGUAUUGUGUUUCAACAUUAAAAAAAGGAGCCAAAUGUUUUGUUUCUAAUGGGGAGUUUUGAUUCUGUUGUUCUGACGUCACUGCAUCAGUAAGAAAUGAAUGAGUUCAGCUUAGGCUAAAUUAUUUCAUGUGCAACUUGUACUGUAUAGCUCUGUUUGCCCUUUUGAAAUAAAAGAAAUUGGCCAUGUG
This is a messenger RNA of Lates calcarifer (barramundi perch), 2398 nucleotides long. RefSeq names its product CXXC finger protein 5b (gene cxxc5b). Bases 985 to 1878 code for a protein of 297 amino acids. Gene Ontology annotation, cellular component: nucleus. The record is from RefSeq and is a predicted model, not a curated record. Gene Ontology annotation, molecular function: methyl-CpG binding; zinc ion binding. Lineage: Eukaryota; Metazoa; Chordata; Actinopteri; Centropomidae. The transcript is spliced from 2 exons.